AUGGCGGACGAAGAUCAGCGUAUUGCCGACAUUCAGCUCGAGUAUCUGAAUUUCCUCGACGAUGAAGAAGACCAAGGGACGUACACGGCUCAUGUGCGGAAGAUGAUCAACGAUAAGAGCAAGCGCUUGGUGGUUAACAUUAACGAUAUUCGCCGCAAGAAUCCACCGCGUGCACUAGGUUUGCUAACCAGUGCGUUCGAUGAGCAGCUGGCGUUCUCUCGUGCUCUGAAAGAAUUCGUGUCCUCUAUCGAUCCGAGCUACGCCAAGACGCAGGAGGACUUCCACGUUGCUUUCGAGGGCAGCUUCGGAAACAAGCACGUUACGCCGCGCUCGCUCACAUCGCGCUUUCUGGGGAAUCUGGUCUGCGUUGAGGGUAUCGUGACGAAGGUGUCGCUCAUCCGGCCGAAGGUGGUCAAAAGUGUACACUAUUGUGCCGCUACCAAGAAGGUCAUCGAACGGCGCUACACCGAUUUAACUUCAUUCGAUGCCGUCCCUUCGAGUGCCGUGUAUCCGACGAAGGAUGAAGAUGGUAAUCUGCUCGAGACGGAGUUUGGUCUGUCCGUGUACAAGGAUCACCAGACGUUGAGUAUUCAGGAGAUGCCAGAGAAGGCUCCCGCAGGCCAACUGCCUCGCUCCGUGGACAUCAUCUGCGAUGAUGAUCUCGUCGAUCGUUGUAAACCCGGCGAUCGCGUGCAAAUCGUAGGGAACUAUCGCUGUUUGCCCGGCAAGCAGGGUGGCUACACGACCGGCACAUUCCGUACCGUCUUGAUUGCCAAUAACAUUUCGCAGCUCAACAAGGAAAGCUCGCUGAGCGUGACACGUGAGGAGAUCAAUUUGUGCAAGAAGUUGGCCAAAAAUAAUGACAUUUUCGAGCUGCUUUCGAGAAGCCUUGCCCCCUCGAUUCAUGGACACGAGUAUGUGAAAAAGGCCAUCCUGUGUUUGCUGCUUGGAGGGAUCGAGAAGAAUCUGGCCAAUGGAACGCGCCUUCGAGGUGACAUCAAUGUCCUGCUGAUCGGUGAUCCCAGCGUUGCCAAGUCGCAGUUGCUGCGUUACGUUCUGAAUACUGCACCACGUGCCAUCACUACCACCGGUCGUGGUUCGAGUGGGGUCGGUUUAACGGCGGCCGUUACCACCGAUCAGGAAACGGGCGAACGACGUCUCGAAGCUGGUGCCAUGGUUUUGGCCGAUCGGGGAGUCGUCUGUAUUGACGAGUUUGAUAAGAUGAGCGACAUCGAUCGAACGGCGAUUCACGAGGUGAUGGAACAGGGUCGUGUGACCAUCUCGAAGGCUGGCAUCCAUGCAUCGCUUAAUGCACGCUGUUCUGUCCUAGCUGCGGCUAAUCCCGUAUACGGAAGAUACGACCAAUACAAGACGCCUAUGGAGAACAUUGGGCUACAGGAUUCUUUGCUCUCUCGUUUCGAUCUGCUCUUCGUUAUGCUGGAUAUCAUCGAUAGUGAUCAUGAUCGCAUGAUUUCGGAUCACGUCGUACGCAUGCACCGUUACCGGAAUCCCAAGGAGCAGGACGGAGACGUACUGCCGAUGGGUGUGAGUGCGGUCGAUAUGCUUUCUACGAUCAGUCCCGAUUCGUUAGAUGACAAGGAGACGCCAAUGUACGAGAAGUACGAUCCGCUACUGCACGGUGCCUCACGUCAGCGCACCGAUCAGAUCCUGUCGAUGGAGUUUAUGCGCAAGUACAUCCACAUUGCCAAGUGUCUAAAGCCGAAGCUGACGGAGGCUGCGUGCGAGAUCAUCUCGAACGAAUAUUCACGCCUUCGCUCCCAGGAUCUUAUGGAUUCGGACGUCGCCCGUACCCAGCCGGUAACGGCCCGUACGCUCGAGACUCUCAUUCGUCUCUCGACGGCACAUGCCAAGGCACGGAUGUCGCGUACGGUCGCAGAAAAGGAUGCCCAGGCCGCGAUUGAGCUCAUCCAAUUCGCUUACUUCAAGAAGGUGCUGGAGAAGGAAAAGAAGAAACGCCGCCGUGCGGAAGACGGUGACUCGGAAGGGGAAGAGCAGGAAAGUGAUGAAGAGCAAACGGCUGCGGAACCGGAGAGUAACGGAACUCGACGCUCCAAACGUAAGCGAGUGGAACGUGGUGCCAGUGUUGAGGGAGAUUCGGAUCAUGAGGAUGUGCUCACUUCACCACCCGAUCGAGGAGAUCUGACGAGCCGUGCAACGAUUGGUGCACCCGUUGCCGCCGAAACCGAGAGGAUGGAUGAUUCAGAGGGAACAGGCGCCGCACAAGUUGCAACGAUCAGCGAAGAUCGUUUGAAACUGUUCCGGCAAGGCGUGCACCUGGCGUUCAAACAUUUCCGCGACCAAGCCGUGACCCUAGCGCGGCUUACGGCCCAUGUGAAUCAAACCAGUGGCGACGAGGCGUUCACGCCCGGUGAAAUAACCGCCGCUAUUGAUCGAAUGACCGAAAGUAACCAGAUUAUGGUGCAUGAUGACAUGGUAUUUCUUAUUUAAAUUUAGUGGAAUCAUCUCAUUACAUUGCAGAAACGCCACUUGUACCUUAGUGUGUUCUGUUUCCUGCCUAUUCUUUUUAUAAUACGUAAGUUUGUGUUUUAGAUUCAAUAAACGCUUUUGUACUUUACA
Messenger RNA from Anopheles darlingi, 2598 nucleotides. It is a transcript of the gene Mcm3, whose product is annotated as DNA replication licensing factor Mcm3. The transcript is spliced from 3 exons. Lineage: Eukaryota; Metazoa; Arthropoda; Insecta; Diptera; Culicidae. The record is from RefSeq and is a predicted model, not a curated record. Gene Ontology annotation, cellular component: MCM complex; nucleus. The coding region runs from base 1 to 2469 and encodes 822 amino acids. Gene Ontology annotation, biological process: DNA strand elongation involved in DNA replication; double-strand break repair via break-induced replication; DNA replication. Gene Ontology annotation, molecular function: single-stranded DNA binding; ATP binding; single-stranded DNA helicase activity.